GUAAAAUCUGAAGCUGAACCAGACGAUAACCGAAGAACCUUGAGAGCGAGAGAGAGAUUAAGGGUGGUGUUCGUAUUCUUCUUCCCUUCUCCGGCGGCCAAAAACUCAAAUCUCAAUCGGAGAAGAGAGGAAAAUAAGCGAUAAGAUCAGAUAAAGUUGUGCAACGAUGUCGAAGAAGAAAGCGCCUGCUAAAACCAUGACGCUUAAGGACUUCCAUGGCGGCUCCAUACCAUCUGAUCUUCCUCUCCCUUCCGCUCCUGGAGUGAUUCCGAAGAUUACUGCGGAUCGACCUGUUUUUGAUAGAGCGCCUUUGGGAAACUCGAUCGGCCGACCGGAUCAGAGAACAAGGCCGAGUUCGUCUCAUACCAUUAGAAAUUUUGAUGAUAAGUCACUGUUUCUGCCUCACACCACGAAUAUUGGACGCAAUUUCAACGAAGAUGAACGGAAGCCUCUGGAUGAUCACUCGGCUCCCCGUCGAAUGGUCAGUGAUGAUGUUUUCCGGGUUGCGAAUAGCCGUUUUGAGGUCAAAGCAGACUCGGUUUUAACUGGGAGACAUAGCGGUUGGUCAGCACUGGCUGGUCCUUUCCCUGGGAAGGUGAGUGAUAUGACUCAUUCUGUGACUGGGACUGGUAAUGGCGAGAACUCGGUGUCAGGAACUCACCCUAAUAUUCGGACUGCGAGGAAGGAGGUCCCAGUGGCUAACAAUGAGCCUGGACAGUCUCCAUGGACUACACAACCACCUGUUUCUAAUUUGGUCCAUACAAGUGCGCUUGAGCAAGUGAGAUGGCAGACUAAGCUUUUGGUUCCUUCUCAGAUGGGUUUUGAUGUUGUUAAGCAUCCAGAGAUAGAGAGCAGAGGCUAUCUGACUAAUAACCCUGUGACUUAUCAAGGGGAUGAGCCUCAUGGAACACGUGUAGAACGGGGCCUGAUCGCUGAAGAUGGGAUCCAGGGUGGGAAAAAGUUCUCCCGUGAGUAUGAUAAAAUCCCUGGUCCAACUUAUUUGGACGUUAAGGAAGCAAAAGUUGUAGCAAACGGCAGCAAUAGGCCUCGUCAAAGUUAUUCUGACGUUAGGCCUGCUGGACAUUUAGUGCAACCAAUUGCCCCUUCUGAAGCCGUGGAACGGCCUAAGCUGAACCUACUGCCUCGGACAAAACCUCUUGAAAGUGUUGAGAAACCUGUGAAUGAUGGAAAACUGGAAAAUGGUGCUUCAAGUCUUGUUCAACGUGAAGCUGGUUAUGUGAAACAGAAAAGUAUGAACAUUUCAAAACCUGGUUUGUCUGCAGAUGAAAUUUCUAACCAGCCGGUUGAGUUGCCCAAGGUGUACCUGAAGCCUGUGACACAGUUGCUCGAGCAACCAGAAGUUAAGACUGAAAAGGAAAGAAGUGCGGUUUUUGGCGGUGCUAGACCACGAGAGCUGGUGUUGAAGGAGCGAGGCAUUGAUGAGACGGAGCAUCACAAAUUGGAGCAACCGUUAGAAAGGAUGGUCAUCAAACCCAUUGAAAGAGUUCCAGAGCACACAAACCAAAGGCCAAAGAGUUCUCCUCGUGACCUGAGAACGAGGAAAUUCGACCAAAAGGACGUUCGAGGUGUAAGCGAUGUUGCCAGAUCGGAAACGCAGAGGAGAAACUGGCGUGAUAAUGAUAUCAAGAGCACAAGACAGCAACAGCAGACUCAGGAGAAGACGAGACAUCCAUCACCAGAGACAUGGAGAAAACCGGUUCCCCAGAAACCGGAAUCACCAGAUGGAACAAGGCUUCGUCCCGGGAAAGCAGCUUCUCCUCUUGAGCUAGCUCAAGCCUACUCUGACACUAAAUCCGGAACUGGAAGCAACAAAUUUAACAUGACCCGUAACAACCAAUCGCAGCAACCGUUACCGUUCUCUCGGUUGGUAGGAUCGACAACGACGACACCAAGACAGAUUAAUGGCUACUGAGUCAUUGUUCAUUCGUUCUUUCUUCGAAUUGGUUUUAGUUCCGACUAAUUGGAUCUUAAUUUCUCCAACACAUCUCAUGUGGGUGGUUUAUGGGAAUGUUUCCCUUCAGUAGUACAAUUAUAUCCACAAAUGUUACAAAACGGGAAAUUAUUAGUACAAUUGUUUUGUUCGACAAGAAAUUAUUUCUAAUUUUUGUA
This is a messenger RNA of Eutrema salsugineum, 2130 nucleotides long. RefSeq lists its product as uncharacterized. Lineage: Eukaryota; Viridiplantae; Streptophyta; Magnoliopsida; Brassicales; Brassicaceae. The record is from RefSeq and is a predicted model, not a curated record. The transcript has 6 exons. Bases 167 to 1933 code for a protein of 588 amino acids. Gene Ontology annotation, molecular function: mRNA binding; translation initiation factor activity.